Drosophila santomea is the source of this 956-nucleotide messenger RNA. RefSeq names its product telomere length and silencing protein 1 homolog. The coding region runs from base 28 to 912 and encodes 294 amino acids. Gene Ontology annotation, cellular component: spliceosomal complex. NCBI's taxonomy places the organism in Eukaryota, Metazoa, Arthropoda, Insecta, Diptera, Drosophilidae. The record is from RefSeq and is a predicted model, not a curated record. The transcript has 4 exons. Gene Ontology annotation, biological process: mRNA splicing, via spliceosome.
CAAAUCGGGAGUGAUACGGGCUAUAUCAUGAGUGAUGCAGAGGAAAGCAAAGCAGAAACAACCACGAAAGUGAUGUUCAAGAAAGCGGGGCGAAAAAACCUCAGGCAACGCAAGAAUUCAGAUGAAACAGAGAAGGAGGAACAAAUAACACUAGAUGAGAUCAAGGAACGCCAGCGUCUAAGGCAGCGACCCAAUGGCGUCAGCCUGGUGGGACUGGCACUGGGCAAGAAAAUCGCGCCUGAGGAGGAACUCGCCAUCAAGGAUCCCUUCAAUGUGAAGACCGGAGGUCUGGUGAACAUGCAGCAGCUGAAAUCGGGCAAGAUGAAGGAGGCGGACGACGCCUACGACGUGGGAAUUGGCACCCAGUUCUCGGCGGAGACGAACAAGCGGGAUGAGGACGAGGAGAUGAUGAAGUACAUCGAGCAGGAGCUGCAGAAGCGUAAGGGCGGCGGCACGGAAGACGCAGUGGAGGAUGACGGGGAUGUGAACAAGUACCUGACGCCCGAGGAUGCCGCCUUGUACGCACUGCCCGACCACCUGAGGCAGUCCUCCUCGCACAGAUCCGAGGAGAUGUUGUCCAACCAGAUGCUCAAUGGCAUUCCCGAAGUAGACCUGGGCAUUGUGGCCAAGAUCCGUAACAUAGAGGCCACCGAGGAAGCCAAGCAGAAGCUGCUGCAGGAUGCCAAGAACAAGAAGGAUGGACCCUCGCAAUUCGUGCCCACCAACAUGGCGGUCAACUUCAUGCAACACAAUCGAUUCAACAUCGAGGAUAGCAGCGAUCAAAGGAGGCGCAAGCGGGAGGAAAGGGAGGGUAACAAGUCCGCGCAGCACCAAACGAAUCCCAAUGGAGUCAAGCGAGCCACAGAUGACUAUCAUUAUGACAAGUUCAGGAAGCAAUUCCGCAGAUACUAAAGAUACGAGUGCGAGCAAUAAAAAGUACAAUUGUUUAGGUUCAA